Messenger RNA from Lates calcarifer (barramundi perch), 1777 nucleotides. RefSeq names its product claudin-3-like. Gene Ontology annotation, molecular function: structural molecule activity. The record is from RefSeq and is a predicted model, not a curated record. The transcript has a single exon. NCBI's taxonomy places the organism in Eukaryota, Metazoa, Chordata, Actinopteri, Centropomidae. Gene Ontology annotation, biological process: cell adhesion; bicellular tight junction assembly. Gene Ontology annotation, cellular component: plasma membrane; bicellular tight junction. Bases 129 to 1220 code for a protein of 363 amino acids.
CAUACAAACUCAUCAGAUGGGAAGAUCCUCACUGCCGUGAACACAUCUCCGACUCAGGCUCUGAGAUGUCAACCUGAGCUUUCCUGAUUUUGGAUUUGGACACAGCUGAACUCGCAAAUACUGCAACAAUGCUUCAAGGCAUUUCAGAGAUAGCCGCAGUGUGUGUUGGCCUGAUUGGGCUUAUCGGGGCAGCGACUACUACAGGGCUGCCCAUGUGGAAGGUGACAGCUUUUAUUGGAGAGAACAUAAUUGUGAUGGAAACCCGCUGGGAAGGCUUGUGGAUGAACUGCUACCGACAGGCCAACAUCAGGAUGCAGUGUAAGGUGUACGACUCACUGCUGUUCCUGCCCCCGGAAUUACAGGCAGCCAGGGGUCUGAUGUGCUGUUCUGUGGCCUUGUCCGGGCUGGGGCUCCUUGCGGCUCUCGGAGGAAUGCGGUGUAUUUCCUGUUUUCGGGGUAAUGAUUGGGCUAAGACCAUUAUCCUGAUGGUUGCAGGUGUUAUGCAGCUCAUGGCGUGCAUUUGUGUCUUUAUCCCUGUGUCGUGGACAGGUCACGUCAUCAUUAGAGACUUUUACAAUCCUUUGCUAAUUGAUGCCCAGAGGAGGGAGCUGGGAGAGGCUCUCUACAUCGGUUGGGUGACUGGCGCCUUCCUUUUCGCCUCAGCCAUGUUGUUUCUCUGCCGCCGUUUGCCCUCAGAUGAAGGCUCAUUCGAUGUAUACCAUCCGGCCAACUUGCUCAGUUACAAGCCAAGAAACAACAAGUCAACCCUGAUGAGGUACAAUCCCAUCUCGAGUGUUUCAAGUCACCGAUCUACUGCAUACCAGCCUUCUCUGCAGAACAAUGGCUCUGUUGGACCACAACUUGCAAUGCCACUGGAAAAUGUCCCUCAAGUAAUGACCAAUAAUGGAGCACUAAUCAACCCUCCUGUUGUCUAUAACCCUGGUCUGCCUGAAAAUGCGUCACUGUUAUAUCACGGUAGCAUGGCUCAUCACUCCUCCAUGCGGAGCUCUAACCACGUUGGAAGCAUAUAUACUCCGGGGAACUCCUUGUACAUAAGCCAAAACACCACGCCAUAUGCACUGACUUAUAACGGUAAUCCCACAGCAUCCUACCAGUCCAGUUUUCAUCCAGUUCCACACACUCCUGUUUUUGUCGGAUAUGAAGCAUCAAUGAUUCAUCCAGUGUCUCACAGUGGAAGCAGUGGUGGUGUAUACAUAUAAAGCAAAAUCAUGAGUGGAUUUUUGUAGCGGAUUAAACUUUGCAGACACAAAAUACUAUGCUUUUAUACUCUGCAUCACAAGUUAAUUUAAACUGCUGUACAUUAGUGGCAAGGUGAAGGUAAAUAUGUUAUUUCUGCUUAUAUUACAAUUAUCCUGGUGCCCAGACUAAAUAGCAUGAUAAACUUUUUUUUUACUCUUAAUAACCUUAUCAUUUUUAUUGUGCAAUAAAUGUAUGGGUUAUGUGAUCAUGUUGAACAUGACUGUUGUUGGUGUUAGUGUAAAUAAAAGGUGACAUUGCGCUGUUUUCAUUUUCCCAAAAUAGAGAGAUUUAUGAGAAAUCAUCUGCUUGAAGCACCAUAGCCUAAUGUUUUGUAUCUUUGUAACCAUCUGUUCAUUAUAUUUGCAAAUCUGUUGUGGUUAUCAUUGUACGUGUUUCAGUGUGGUAUGUUUUUUAAUGUUUUUUUACUAUCGAGGUGUCCUUUCUUCCCUUCAAAUGGGAGUCAUGGAAGUGAAAACAAAAUGCUUGGCAGUGCUAAAAUAUAUAAUCAAAUAGCUUA